AUGACUGCCGAGGGGGCAUGUGUGUUAAAAUUAAGAGCAUUACUAUGUGUGUCAUUGUUAACGGAAAUAGAUCGAACAACAGAACGAGAAUAUCAUAAUCUAAUUGAACAAUAUCUGAAAGAUUUUGAUGCUCUAUAUUGUGCACAACAACGUUUACCAAAACAUCAUUUCGCGUUACAUUUUUGUACACAGUUGAGCUCACUAGGUCCGUUAAGAUUUUCGAAUUGUCUUCCAUUCGAGAAGAAACAUUCAUUCUUUAAGACACACACUUAUCGGAAUCUCAAAAAUCUGCCAAAAUCACUGAGUAUUCGCCACCAAAAUUGGAUUGCAAAAAAUAUGUUAACGCCAGAAAACAUGGCAUCGGAGAAUUAUUUAUAUGUUGGUCAUAUAUUAGAAGAAAGAGACUGUAGUUAUCACCAAUCAAAAGAAGACAGUUUUGCCUACUUUUUCAUAACCAAAGCCCUUUUGAGAAACCAUUUGGAGGAUUGA
This is a messenger RNA of Didymodactylos carnosus, 489 nucleotides long. Lineage: Eukaryota; Metazoa; Rotifera; Eurotatoria; Philodinida; Philodinidae. The record is from the annotation of a GenBank genome assembly.